Stegodyphus dumicola is the source of this 2384-nucleotide messenger RNA. RefSeq lists its product as uncharacterized. Gene Ontology annotation, cellular component: mitochondrion. The record is from RefSeq and is a predicted model, not a curated record. Gene Ontology annotation, molecular function: protein serine/threonine phosphatase activity. Lineage: Eukaryota; Metazoa; Arthropoda; Arachnida; Araneae; Eresidae. Gene Ontology annotation, biological process: peptidyl-threonine dephosphorylation; positive regulation of mitochondrial fission.
AGACGUUUGUGUAGAAGAUGUUCUGUUGUGUAUUUUAAUAACUUGGCAACAUUGCAGCCUGUAAAGCUGCGAUUGGUCGCGCGAAAGUUUAAUGGUGUUUUCUUCGAUUUUCUUUCGAGUUGACCAUUAGAUUUCAUUUCGUUUGGAAACUCAUUUAGAUUCUUAGAGCAAGUAAUUGUGCCUGCCUUGGAUUAAUCUAUACAACCUGGAGCUGAGUUUGUGUCAUGGACGAAAUAAAUAAAAGACUAGCAGGAUGGAAGCUUGCCUUAGAUAGAACUGUAGAAGAAUUAGUUGCUGUAGAAGAAGAAAGAGAACAACUUGAAUCUGAAGAAAAAUCUGAACCUGGAGAAAAGCCUGAACCUGGAAAAAGGACUGAACCUAAAAAAAAGCUUGAAGCUGAAAAAAAACCCAGGAAAAAACCUGAACCUGAAAAAAAGUCUAGAAAAAAAACUACAGCUGAAAGAAAAUCUGGGAAAGAAUUAGAAGAUGAAAAAAAACCUGGAAAGAAAACUGAACCUAAAAAAAAGACUGAACUUGAAAAUGUGUCUGAAUCCGAACUUGAAAUUGAAGAACCUGAAAAAAUAAAAGAAGGAUCUAGUUCUUCGGAUGAAACUUCCUCGGAAGAAUCUUCCUUAGAAGAUGUAGAUAAAGAUGAAAAUGAAUAUAAAAUUAUUAUAGGUGAAGAAGAGGAAGAUGAGAAUGAAAAUGGAUAUGAAAUAUAUCCUUUUAUAGAAGGUCUUAUAGAAGAUGACGAAUAUACUGCAUACUCUUAUGUAGGAGAUGGAGCUGUCGAAGAAGAAGCAGAGGAGGAAGAGGAAGAAAAAUCUAUUCCAAGAUUUACACGAAAUAUUAUUAUGAUUCGUCAUGGCCAUCAUAAUAAUAAUGCCACUUCAGAAAGUGAGAGAGUUUUAACUGCUUUAGGAGAACAGCAGGUUGCUAUGACAGGUCUUUAUUUGAAGAAACUACUAUCUGGUGAUGGUUUCAGCAUACACAAACUUCCUAUGAUUUUACAGGAUGAACUGGUUAAGAAGGGAAUAAUUCGGUAUGAAGAUCUGAAGAGGAAUGUGGAAGAUAUAGAGGGUGCAGAAGAUAGAGAAGGAGCAGAAGAUUUAGAAGGGGCAGAAGGUACAGAAAAGGCUUCAGAAGAUAUGAAAAAGGUUUCAGAAGGUACAGAAGAUAUAAAAAAGGCUUUAGUAGGUACAGAAAAGGCUUCAGAAGAUAAGAAAAGGUUUUUUGAAGAUGCGGUAGAUAUGAAAAAGGCUUCAGAAGAUAUGAAAAACGUUUCAAGUGAUACAAAAGCAUCUUCAGAGGGUAUGAAAGAUGUGAAGAGAGCUUCAGAAGAUACAAAAUACAAGAAAAGGGCUUCAGAAUAUAUGGAAGACCUGAAUGAAUUUUCAGAAGAUAUGAAAAAGACUUCAGAAAAUACAAAAUAUGUGAAAAAGACUACAGAAGAUAUUGAAAGUGUUUCAGAGGAUAUUAAAGAUAUGAGCAAGGCUUCACAGUUUCUGAAAAAUUUGAAAAGUGAUUUAAAGAACAUGAAAAUGGAUUCCAAAGAUACGAAAGAUAUGAAAAAGGCUUCAGAAGAUACAAAAAAUAUAAAAAGUGCUUCUGAAGAUACGAAAAAUGAUUCGGAAGAUACGAAAGCUAUGAAAAAGGCUGCAGAAUAUACAAAAGAAAUGAAAAAUGAUUCAGAAUAUACGCAGAAGGAUUCAGAAGCUACGAAAAAGACUUUUCAAGAUCUGGAAGAUCUGAGCAAGGCUCCAGAAAAUAUGAAAAUUUUAGAUGAGCCUGUAGUCUUCUCAAGAAUCUAUCAUUCUACUUCAAAUGUAGCAGUACAGACUGCCAUGCUUUUGAAAUCAUCUAUAGAAGAUAUACCUGUUCUAGUCUUUGAAUUGCUUGAAAUGCAUAGAGAGCCCAUACCUGAUGAUACCUCUGAAUUUUUAGAAGAAGGAAUAUUAUCUAUACCUCUUGAAGCCUGUGAAUUGUUAGAUGAAGGAGUACCCAUUCUACCAGACCCUCCUUUACCAUCAUUUGAACUUGAUCCAGAGGUAUGUGCUAUGCAGAAAAAACAGCUUCGAGAAGCCUUUGAGAAAUUUUUCUAUGAACCUUCCUCAGAAGCUACAACUAAUACCUAUGAAAUAUUGGUUUCACAUGCUACUGCCAUACGAUACUUCAUUUGCAGGCUACUGAAGAUUAAUCCAGCUGCAUGGGUUAGAUUUUCCUUGGCCCAUUGCAGUAUUACCUGGGUGAAAAUUUUUGACAAUGGCACUGUCAAGAUAAGAUGCAUAGGAGACACUGGCCACCUUCUGCCAGAUAAAAUUUCUGAAUGAAUGAGAGAUAAGCUAAAAUUCUGUAUUCAAUAAAGUGUUUGCUUAGUUGUUUCA